AUGGGUGCUGAUGUGAAACAGACAGACAUAGGUGUAGUGGCUCCGUAUCGCGAUCAAGUCGCUUUGUUGAAGCGAUCUCUGGCAGGGUUAGUGGAAGUGAGCACUGUUGAUCAAUUCCAAGGCAGAGACAAAGCUGUCAUCAUUUACUCUUGCACUAGGAACGAUGUUAAGGAAAAUAAGAAAGUCAAGAACAGGGAUGUUGCAGAUGCCGAUAUAUUCACAUCCGCGGAUGCGGAUGCGGAUGCGGAGUUUUGCAGGCUCACAUCCGCGGAUGCAGAUGCGGAUGCGGAUGUUUAA
Molecule: messenger RNA, 297 nt
Organism: Diatraea saccharalis (sugarcane borer)
Lineage: Eukaryota; Metazoa; Arthropoda; Insecta; Lepidoptera; Crambidae
Source: the annotation of a GenBank genome assembly